AGCCCCGCCCCCGUUGCCAUGGCACCGCGACGCUCAGGCCGGGCCCUCAUGGCGGCCGAGGGGCCGCAGCCGGGGCCGGACACGUCGCUGGUGUCCCUGUACCGCUGGCUGGACACGGUGCCACUGUCGCGACCGCGCAGGAACAUCGCUCGCGACUUCAGCGAUGGGGUGCUGGCGGCCGAGGUGGUGAAGUUCUUCUUCCCCUCCAUGGUGGAGCUGCACAGCUUUGUGCCCACGAGCUCCACGGCGCAGAAAGUCGCCAACUGGGGCCACCUCAACAGGAAAGUGCUGAGUAAGCUGAAUUUGCGCGUGCCGGAGGAGAUGAUCCAGCAGCUGGUCCAGAGCCGGCCGGGAAUGGCAGAGCAGCUCCUGCAGCUCCUGAGGCAGAAAAUCCAGGAGAGGCAGCGGCAGAGGAAGCCCCCAGCGGAGCCGGCAGAGCCGGAGGAGGGCGGAUACCUGGACACAGGUCAUCCCAAUGUCCGAGCAGUUUGGGAAACCAGGAGGGCGCUGCCAGGGGGGUGGCAGCGCAGCCCGGGGCUGUCCUUGGGGACAUGACAGCAGCUGGAGGAGCGAGAGCACGCGCUGCAGCUGGCGCGGGACACGAUCCAGAUCCUGCAGGCCAAGGUGGGGCGGCUGGAGCAGCUCCUGCUCCUCAAAAAUCUCCGCAUCGACGACCUGAGCCGGCGGCUGCAGCAGCUCCAGAGCCACCGCCGCUGACAGGCGACAGUGACACCGCUGCCACCGCGGGGUGGCAGCACCCGGGUGACCCGGGGACAGCCCGGGGGCUCCCAGCGGCUCCCAGCGCGUCCCAGUUCGCCCAGUGCCCGGCGCGGCUGCGGCGCUGGGGAUUAAAGUGUUGGAUCUUGGA
Catharus ustulatus (Swainson's thrush) is the source of this 868-nucleotide messenger RNA. It is a transcript of the gene SPEF1, whose product is annotated as sperm flagellar 1. NCBI's taxonomy places the organism in Eukaryota, Metazoa, Chordata, Aves, Passeriformes, Turdidae. The record is from RefSeq and is a predicted model, not a curated record. Gene Ontology annotation, molecular function: microtubule binding. Gene Ontology annotation, cellular component: axoneme. Gene Ontology annotation, biological process: regulation of cytoskeleton organization.